AUGGAACUGAGUCCUCUAGAUGUUAUGCAGAUGCUUGGACGUGCUGGAAGACCUCAGUAUGAUCAACAUGGGGAGGCGCCUGAUGCCCUUGCAAAAGACGUAGUGUUGGAGGAGAGAAGAGCUGACCUGAUACAUUCAGCUGCUACUAUCUUGGACAAAAAUAACUUGGUAAAGUACGACAGGAAAAGUGGAUACUUCCAAGUUACUGAUUUGGGACAUCUUUAUCGUCUGUUCUCACUGAGUGAGGAGUUCAAGUAUGUGACUGUUCGGCAAGAUGAGAAGAUGGAACUGGCAAAACUUUUGGAUCGUGUCCCGAUUCCAAUCAAGGAAACUCUGGAGGAGCCCAGUGCAAAGAUUAAUGUUCUGCUACAAGCAUAUAUMUCACAGCUAAAGCUUGAYGGUCUUUCUUUGACAUCUGACAUGGUCUAUAUUACUCAGCGCGGAUSGGRUCAACUGGCUGAGAAYGCUCUGAACUUGUCUAAAAUGGUUGGGAAGAGGAUGUGGAGUGUCCAGACACCCCUUCGUCAGUUUCAUGGAAUUCASAAUGACAUUCUGAUGAAGUUGGAGAAGAAGGAUUUGGUGUGGGAGAGGUACUAUGAUCUAUCCUCACAGGAGCUAGGAGAGCUAAUUCGUAGUCCMAAGAUGGGCAGYCCGCUUCACAAGGCCAUCCAUCAGUUCCCAAAGUUGACUCUCGCAGCACAUGUUCAGCCUAUUACUCGAACUGUUCUGAAGGUGGAACUCACAAUUACACCUGAUUUCCUGUGGGACGAAAAAAUUCAUAAAUAUGUUGAGCCAUUUUGGAUAAUUGUGGAAGACAAUGAUGGUGAGAAGAUCCUUCAUCARGAGUAUUUUCUUUUGAAGAAGCAGUAUAUUAGUGAGGAUCACACAAUAAACUUCACUGUGCCAAUCUUUGAACCGCUGCCACCUCAAUAUUUUGUCCGAGUGGUUUCAGACAAGUGGCUUGGCUCGCAGACUGUGUUGCCUGUAUCUUUCAGACAUCUUAUUCUUCCAGAAAAGUACCCACCACCUACAGAGCUAUUYGACUUGCAGCCCCUACCGGUCACAGCUGGGAAGACUAUAUGUGCGGAGUUUGCUAUACUUAAGAAUCAUCAAGAAGGACCUGAUGCUACAAUGCGUGUUGUCUACAUUGCACCACUUGAGGCUAUUGCUAAGGAGCASUUUCGUAUCUGGGAGAGGAAGUUUMGGAAGGGUCUUGGUUUACGYGUUGUUGAACUAAKUGGGGAGACGACGUUGGAUCUUAAGCUGCUUGAGAAAGGGCAGAUAAUUAUAAGUACUCCUGAGAAAUGGGAUGCUCUUUCUCGCAGGUGGAAACAGAGAAAAUACGUUAAACAGGUUAGUCUUUUCAUCGUCGAUGAACUCCAUCUACUUGGAGGUCAAGGUGGURCAGUGUUGGAGGUAAUKGUCUCUAGAAUGAGAUAUAUUUCAAGUCAGAGCGAUAAUAAGAUCAGGAUUGUUGCGCUUUCCACUUCCCUUGCAAAUGCAAAAGAUCUUGGGMAGUGGAUUGYGGCCAGMUCCCAUGGCCUUUUCAACUUUCCUCKUGGAGUCCGGCCUGUUCCACUGGAGAUCCACAUUCAAGGAGUGGAUAUAUCCAGUUUUGAAGCCAGGAUGCAGGCGAUGACCAAGCCCACCUACACCYCCAUAGUCCAACAUGCCAAMAACAAGAAGCCGGCUAUAGUUUUUGUCCCAACCCGUAAACARGUCCGCUUGACUGCUGUGGAUUUGAUGGCURACUCUCACAUGGACAACCCGCAGAGCCCUGAUUUCCUGUUAGGGAAACUGGAAGAAUUGGAGCCUUUUCUUAGCYAAAUCCGCGAGGAAACAUUGAAGGAGACACUGCGCCAUGGUGUUGGGUARUUGCACGAAGGCUUAAGCAGUCUGGAUCAGGAGAUCGUGACACAGCUCUUUGAAGCUGGACGGAUUCAGGCUUGUGUGAUGAGCAGUUCACUYUGUUGGGGCACUCSAUUAACUGCGCAUUUGGUGGUCGUAAUGGGGACGCAGUAUUAUGAUGGAAGGGAAAAUUCACAUUCAGAUUAUCCCGUACCUGAUCUGCUUCAGAUGAUGGGGCGUGCUAGCCGACCUCUACUUGACAAUGCUGGGAAGUGUGUGAUAUUCUYUCACGCACCGCGUAAAGAGUAUUACAAGAAGUUCCUGUAUGAAGCCUUCCCUGUGGAAAGUCAUCUUCAGCAUUACUUGCAUGAUAAUUUCAACGCAGAAGUGGUUGCUGGMGUUAUAGAGAACAAGCAGGAUGCUGUGGAUUAUCUUACAUGGACUUUCAUGUACAGGAGGCUUCCCCAGAARCCUAACUACUACAAUCUKCAAGGAGUUAGCCACAGGCAUUUGUCUGAUCWCCUAUCAGAGCUGGUUGAGAACACCUUGUCUGAUCUUGAAGCCAGUAAAUGCAUUGAGAUAGAGGAUGAGAUGGAUCUCUCUCCUCUCAAUCUUGGUARGAUCGCGUCCUAUUAUUACAUCAGUUACACCACCAUCGAGCGRUUCAGUUCUCUUUUGUCUUCUAAAACCAAGAUGAAAGGACUUCUUGAGAUCUUAACAUCAGCUUCGGAGUAUGACAUGAUCCCUAUACGGCCUGGGGAAGAGGACACUGCACAUUUCUCGAGGCAGAACAUCAGCGGGAACUUGGCAAUGGAUCAGCGUGAGGUCCUUCUGUCUGCAACUAGACUUCUUCAAGCGAUGGUUGAUGUSAUAUCGAGCAAUGGCUGGCUGAAUCUUGCUCUCCUAGCUAUGGAAGUAAGCCAGAUGGUGACUCAAGGCAUGUGGGAGKGGGAUUCCAUGCUUCUGCAGCUCCCRCARUUCACAAAYGACUUGGCCAAAAGAUGCCAAGAGAAUCCGGGGAAAAAUAUUGAAACCGUAUUUGAUCUUGUGGAGAUGGAGGACGAAGAACGCAAAGAGCUUCUCCAGAUGUCAGAUCCUCAGCUUCUAGYCAUUGCCAGYUUCUGCAACCGUUUCCCCAACAUUGACCUUACUUAUGAGGUUGUGGGCAGCGAAGAGGUGACCGCYGGAAAAGAGGUSACAUUGCAAGUGAUGCUUGAGAGAGACAUGGAGGGGAGGACAGAAGUGGGGGCRGUGGAUGCACCCAGGUARCCCAAGACCAAAGAWGAAGGGUGGUGGCUGGUGGUGGGCGACACCAAGACGAACCAGUUGCUGGCAAUCAAGCGUGUCUCAUUGCAGCGGAAAGCGAAGGAGUACUCUUUCCCUGUUGAUAUCAAAGAAUCUGGCGCUGCCGAUCACAUGGAAGAGUGA
This is a messenger RNA of Arabis nemorensis, 3276 nucleotides long. The record is from the annotation of a GenBank genome assembly. Lineage: Eukaryota; Viridiplantae; Streptophyta; Magnoliopsida; Brassicales; Brassicaceae.